Messenger RNA from Lolium rigidum, 1103 nucleotides. RefSeq names its product dof zinc finger protein DOF1.6-like. NCBI's taxonomy places the organism in Eukaryota, Viridiplantae, Streptophyta, Magnoliopsida, Poales, Poaceae. The transcript has a single exon. Gene Ontology annotation, molecular function: DNA-binding transcription factor activity; DNA binding. Gene Ontology annotation, biological process: regulation of DNA-templated transcription. The record is from RefSeq and is a predicted model, not a curated record. Bases 80 to 877 code for a protein of 265 amino acids.
CGCGCCCGCCUCGACGCCCUCGCCGCCUCCGGCAUCGGCAGGCUCCUUCCCUGGCCUUCCCCGCGCGGUCCGGCCAGCCAUGGCGUCGCCCUUUCUGGCAGCCUCUUCUUCCUCUUCCGCUUCGUCGCCCCUCUCUUACCUGAUCCCUAGGCCGCCUUCUUCCUCCCUCGUGCCGCAACAACCGCAAGGCGGCUUCUCGUGCGGUGCGCAGCAGGCCGGAGCAUACGGCGGCAACGGCUUCGGCGGCGCGGGCGUCGAGGCGGCGGCGGCGGUGAGGCAGGGCGGCAGGCACGCGGGCCACCCGCCGCUGCCGCGCCCGCCGCCCAGGCAGUGCCCGCGGUGCAGGUCCGCCAACACCAAGUUCUGCUACUACAACAACUACAGCCGCAAGCAGCCGCGCUACUUCUGCCGCGCGUGCCGCCGCCACUGGACCGAGGGCGGCACGCUCCGCGACGUGCCCGUCGGCGGCGGCCGCAAGAACAGGCGCAACGGCGGAGGCAACAAGGGGGGCGCGAAGGCGCCUUCCACCACCACCGGCACGGCGUCCUCCGCUGCGGCGGCGGCGGAAGCCGGUCAUGUCCAGGGCGGCAUCGGAUCCGGCGCCCUCGAAGGGUUCGUCCCGGCCGACGUCCUAAGGCAGAUGCUGUUCCAGCCUGCCAGCUUCACGGCCGUCGGCGGGGGUAGCGGCGGCUACAGCAUCGACAUGGGCGCGUGGCAGCAAAUGGCGGCUGCUACGGCAGCACCGCAGGGCGACCAAGAUGUUGGCACGGUCGGAGGAACGGCGCCGGCGGCAGAUGCGAACUGCGGCGCCGGAGUGCAGUUCUGGAGCGGGUGGCAGGCGCAAGAUGACAUGUCCGGUUUCGAUGCGCCUUUCUAAGUACGUGAGCUUCAGAGUUCAGGCUGCCCGGCCUUCAGUGGCGCGACGUCGAUGAUCCAUACCAACAAAUGACAAUCUAAGUUAUUGGGUCUGCCACUAGUAACAUUGUCAUCAGUAUUUAUACGCGCGUAACUAUAUGCGUAUAUCCGAACGCAUGAAGUACUACGUAGUACGUACUAUAUGAAGAGUUUGCCCUUUGACCGUGCAAGGUUUGUGAGGUUAUUUU